This is a messenger RNA of Diutina rugosa, 906 nucleotides long. It is a transcript of the gene HIS1, whose product is annotated as ATP phosphoribosyltransferase. Gene Ontology annotation, cellular component: cytoplasm. The record is from RefSeq and is a predicted model, not a curated record. Gene Ontology annotation, molecular function: magnesium ion binding; ATP phosphoribosyltransferase activity. Gene Ontology annotation, biological process: L-histidine biosynthetic process. The transcript has a single exon. Lineage: Eukaryota; Fungi; Ascomycota; Pichiomycetes; Serinales; Debaryomycetaceae. Bases 1 to 906 code for a protein of 301 amino acids.
AUGGACUUGGUAUCCCACCUUCCCGACCGGCUUCUAUUUGCCGUUCCCAAAAAGGGGAGAUUGUAUGAGAAGUGCUGUCAGUUGUUGAGCGGUGCCGACAUCCAAUUCAGACGGUCUAACCGUUUGGACAUCGCUCUUUGCACCAACUUGCCGAUCGCCCUCAUCUUUUUGCCCGCCGCCGACAUCCCCGUGUUCGUCGGCGAAGGUCAAUGUGACUUGGGGAUCACCGGGCUCGACCAGAUCAAGGAAGCCGACAUGUUCGACAACGUCAACGACCUUUUGGACUUGAAGUUCGGCGCGUGCAAGUUGCAGAUCCAAGUGCCUGAAAAGGGCGAGUUCACCGACCCCAAGCAGUUGGUGGGCAAGAAGAUCGUCUCUUCGUUCACUAAGCUCACUCGGGACUACUUUGAACAGCUCGAAGGCACGACCGACCUCGCUACCAAGAUCCGGUAUGUUGGUGGCUCUGUCGAAGCCUCGGUGGCUCUUGGGGUUGGUGACGCCAUUGUCGAUCUUGUUGAAUCCGGUGAAACCAUGCGUGCUGCCGGCCUCAAGCCCAUCGAAACCAUUUUGGCUACCUCGGCCCACUUAAUCUCGUCGAAGACUCCCAAGCACCCUGAAUUGGUGCAAAAGAUCCAACAACGGAUUGAAGGUGUGUUGGCGGCACAAAAGUUUGUGUUGUGCAACUACAACGCCCCUCGUGCCAUCCUUCCGGAAGUGCUCAAGUUGACUCCCGGUCGCAAGGCAGCUACGGUGACGGUGUUGGAGCUGAACGGCGCUGGCAACCAAGAAUGGGUGGCGGUCCUGGCGAUGGUGGAAUCCAAGCAGAUCGGCAACAUCAUGGAUGAGUUGAAACUUGCGGGGGCGUCGGACAUCUUGGUGUUCGACAUCAACAACUGUAGAGUGUAA